This is a messenger RNA of Eremothecium gossypii ATCC 10895, 189 nucleotides long. It is a transcript of the gene ATP15, whose product is annotated as F1F0 ATP synthase subunit epsilon. Gene Ontology annotation, molecular function: proton-transporting ATP synthase activity, rotational mechanism. The transcript has a single exon. Lineage: Eukaryota; Fungi; Ascomycota; Saccharomycetes; Saccharomycetales; Saccharomycetaceae. Gene Ontology annotation, biological process: proton motive force-driven ATP synthesis. The record is from RefSeq and is marked provisional. The coding region runs from base 1 to 189 and encodes 62 amino acids.
AUGUCUGCCUGGAGAAAAGCCGGUUUGACCUACAAUAGCUACCUGGCCGUUGCGGCCAGGACCGUGCGCGCGGCUCUGAAGAAGGAGCUCCAGAGCCCUGCCGUCCUCAACCGAUCUGUGACGGAGGCAAAGGUCAUCGACUACGCCUCCAAGGGCUCCGCCGCGGAGGCCGUGCCGCUACGGAAGUGA